Molecule: messenger RNA, 1163 nt
Organism: Chaetomium fimeti
Lineage: Eukaryota; Fungi; Ascomycota; Sordariomycetes; Sordariales; Chaetomiaceae
Exons: 1
Coding region: 217-822 (201 amino acids)
Source: RefSeq, a predicted model, not a curated record
AUGGAGAGAUAUACGAAUUAGCUAAUCUUGAAUUGAUCCUGUGUAAACCCACUGACACAGGCUCACCAGAGAUGGAUGUACCGCGACACAAUCUCCCCCUUUGCAUGGCCGUUUCAGUAAAGUUGAAGGAUGGUGAGGGUGGUGGAUACCUCGACCGAUCAUGCCAUGAGAUUAUUCCCGUGAUGGGGUCUGUUUGUAUGCAACUCGCCUGUCAUUAUGUAUCUCGCCACCGAUCGGCGUUACACUGACCUCGGUUGGAACACCAUGUCCGGGCCGGCGCCGAUCCUCCGGCUUGUGUACCAGCAUACCGGUACCCGCGCUGCAUGUGAUCGGCGGCCGCCGUUGAAAUAUCUCGCUAUAUGCAUAUGUACCGGGGUACUGUACAGAUUAGUCCAACGUCUCUCCGCCGAGAGGCCUCACCAAAUCCCCCCCGCCAUGCGGAGUGCCUGGCGAUCUCAACCAGUACGGGUAUCACACGGUAAAUUGUACAUGUCUCAAAGAUGUCCAUACAAUAUCCUCUCCAGGUCCAGGCCGGCCUUGAACACGCCACCACCGCCAGUCGUCCGGGAUGCGCUCCCCAAUUCUGAAACCAACCCCUGCUUUUCUCUUUUUACCCGCCCUUCCCAAAACGGGAAACAAAACGCCGCCGUUGUAUCCGUCCCCCCCGCAAGAAAAGAGCAAAGAGAAAAAAAAAAACCUCCAACGCCCGCCCUACCCCCACCUAACAGGGACAGCCCGCAGGCAUAUCCCGAGCAAGAAGAAGAUGAACUCCCCAAUCCAGCUGGACCAGCCCCUAUCCACCCCCGCCCCUUUAACUUCUAACUCCCAACGGCCGCGACGGCCUCGCCGCGCAGCUCCUUGCAGCGCGGGUGUGGGCAGGUGCCGCAGAAGAGGGUGCUCUUGCCGCACGCCACGACGCGCGCGCACCCGCAGGUGGUCGACUGCGAGACCAGCGUCGUCUGGCAGGCGUAGCUGAUGCGAGUGCCGCACAUUUUUUGGUGGGUGGAGGUGUGUGGUGGUGUUUGUUGAGGAGACGUUCGCUUUUUUUUUGGUUGCUUGGAUGUGCUGCAGUGCCAGGUACCUUAGGCGGUGGUGUGGUGGUGUGGUGUUGUUCUAGCCCAGAUUGGAUGUUGUUUUGGGGUUUGCUGAAGUGGAAAGGGGGU